AUGCGUUACGCUACUGUACUUUCUCUCGCACUCCUACUUUUCACUUAUGUGAAUGCUCAGAAGGACCCACUCGGGAACAACUUCAAUCCCAUUUCGCCUGGCACUUUUCAAGGGAACUCGAUUUGGCCUGGCACUUUUCGAGGUGGAGUAUUUGAUUCCAACUGGAGAAAUCAGCUCGGCAUUGGCAACCAUAAUGCAACCGUCACUAUAGAAGACGGACAGACAGUGGUAAUGGUGACAAUCAAUGGGGAAAACUACACGGCCACGUUCCCAGGGACCAACCUUUCGAUCUCCACCACCAGCGGGACCUACAACAACCCCAACGGGCAGGUCGUAGAUGUGUUCACAAUCACUGUCAACAAUCAAACUUACGUUUAUACUACGAUUGAUGGUAAGACGACUGUCACCAAUGGCUCGGGGCAGGUGGUCAGUGGUGGUGGUCCAUUCCACGUUACUUCUCGCUAA
Molecule: messenger RNA, 465 nt
Organism: Haemonchus placei
Lineage: Eukaryota; Metazoa; Nematoda; Chromadorea; Rhabditida; Trichostrongylidae
Source: the annotation of a GenBank genome assembly